Microplitis mediator is the source of this 1794-nucleotide messenger RNA. Its product is annotated as transmembrane protein 17B-like. Gene Ontology annotation, cellular component: ciliary transition zone. Gene Ontology annotation, biological process: non-motile cilium assembly. The record is from RefSeq and is a predicted model, not a curated record. The transcript has 5 exons. Bases 47 to 601 code for a protein of 184 amino acids. NCBI's taxonomy places the organism in Eukaryota, Metazoa, Arthropoda, Insecta, Hymenoptera, Braconidae.
UAUCAGUUAUCGAUUUAUGUUUAAGUGAAGAUUGCCAAGAUAAUUUAUGAUAAUGUGGAGGUCUAAGGUGAUUACGGCUUCAAAUCGGAUAUUUCCUGGGCUAAUAUAUCAUGACUGGGAAAAACAGUACUGGGAUGCCGGGCACCUGGUUAAAUCAAAUUUACCUCUUCAAAUAGCAUUAUAUUUUGAUAUAUGGUUCUUUCCAAUUUGGUUUUUUACUAUACUUCUAGGACUUGAUGCCAAGUAUUAUAAUUUAAGUGGAGUAUAUAAGUUUAUAAAUAUAAGCGUUUAUUUAUUGAUUACAUGCAUCGAAUGUCUUAAAUUAUACCUCGGGUAUCUUGGCAAUUUAUCUGAAAAGAUUCCAGAAUUAGCAAGUUUCUGGCUCAUAUCUGCGUUACUACAAUUCCCACUGUUGGUAUUUAUGCUACUAGACGGCAAUAUAUUAAUAUUUUUUAUUGAAAAAGCAUCUACGGGAAUGAUGGUUUUAUUGGUUGUAUUUGAAAUUAUUACCGGUACUAUUGCGCUUAAUAAUAUAGCCGCACAUCACUUGAAGAGAUUUUACAUGGCACAGCUUUGUGGACGUGUUAAUAAAUUUAAUUAACUGGCAACUCAACUGACGGCCGCGUAAAAAAACAAAAUAAAUUCAAAUUAUUUUAUCAGCUUUCAAGGUGAUUGCUUCCUGAUUGGGCAAAUUGUUUGCGAGAGACAGCAUCAGUUGGCUCUUCGUCGGUGUCAUCCUCGUCAGUAACUAUAAUUUUGUAUGAUUUAGUCAUGGGAAAAAUAAUUAGAUGAUUAGAUGAGCAAUUGGUAAAUACUCCGAACAACUGCUGGGCCAUCCAGCCGUGAUAAGGUUCCAAAGAUUCCUUGUAAGAAUCUUUAACACUAGCUACAAGAUCCUCAGCCUCGUUGCCUGUUUUUGCUGGUACUGCUUUUGAAUUUUUUACUAUUUUAUCAAUAAACAGCUGAAUCAUUCUCAGUCCUCUGAUAAAGGACAUGAGAAAAAUAUUUAAAUAUUAAAUAUCAAUUUGUAACUCUUACAAAAAUAUUUGUUGUAAAUAUUACCUAGUCAACCAAACGAGAGCGUCAAUAACAAUUGUAUUUUUACCCGAUGCUUGCUCCGAUAAUAAUAAAUCCUGUAGUGUAAAGUACUCUUGCUUAUUUGCUAAAUACUUGAUAAUUAUUUUCUAAAAAUAAUUUUAUUACUGUAUUUAUUUUUAUAAAUUUAUAACUUAAAAUAAAAUUACCUCAAUAUUUAUUUGCAUAUCGUACUUUAUCGGAGCAAAAACUUUACCAAAUUUGUCUGAAAUUGUGAUAAUUUAUAUAAAUAAUUUAUUAAGUAUUAUAUUUUAAUUAUUAAUGUCAACUACCCAGAAUUUUGAUGAUGGCUUGAGAUGCAGCCAAGAAAUUUUUUGUAUUAAUUUUACCAUUAAUUACUUUAGGAAAUUUAAUUGCCAGGCCGUAAUUAAGUUCUAAACUAUGACGAAUAUUUUCGUCAUUGUUAUCAGUAUUACAGUCAUUACUAUUUUCAGACAUUCUUUAUAUUUCAAUACUUAGAAUUUAUGAUAAACUUCAAAAAACAAUAAGUAAUUUUUAUAUUUAUAAUUAUUGGUGUACGUCAGAUAAAUAUAAAAAAUAAUUAAAUGAUGUGACAGCAAGAUUCAAUUAUCAUUUGUUACUGUCAAUCUCGCAACGCACUUCAAUGCAAUGGGUAUUAAAAAUAAAAGAUAAAUAAUAUUGUUUUUUUAAAUUAUAUUUUUAUUAUCUAAUUCACAAAUAAAUAAUGCAAUUUUUUUU